Amblyraja radiata (thorny skate) is the source of this 2248-nucleotide messenger RNA. RefSeq names its product cytokine receptor-like factor 3 (gene crlf3). Gene Ontology annotation, molecular function: protein binding. The transcript is spliced from 9 exons. NCBI's taxonomy places the organism in Eukaryota, Metazoa, Chordata, Chondrichthyes, Rajiformes, Rajidae. Bases 93 to 1445 code for a protein of 450 amino acids. The record is from RefSeq and is a predicted model, not a curated record.
GAGUAGAUCCUCUGGAUUGAGAAAUAUUUGAUUCCAGUCCGGUUUUGAGGAGAUGGGGAAGAUUGAUGUGGGAAUUGCAGACUUAGCCGCGGAUGGGGCAGAAGGUGCCUGAUGGGCAGGAGAAGAAUACAACGAUGGAAAUUGAAAUUCAGGCUGACCUGCUCAAAGAAGCCACGGAGAGCAUAGAGGCAGCAAAGAAUUAUAAAGAUGAGUUGGAACAACGAUUACAGGGCCUGAGUCAGGCCAGGAAACAGAUCAAUGGAAGUGCGGUGCAGGCUCGCAGUUCCCUGCAACACCACUUCAGGGAACUGAAAGAAACGGUGAUCAGGUUGCUGGACGAGCGGUCAGCUUCCUUGCUGCAGGAGGUGAACAAGAUGGAAGAGGAAAGCAUCAGGCCACUGGACGACUGUCAGAAGUUAAUCGAGCAUGGGGUGAACACGGCAGAGGAGCUGCUACGGGAAGGAGAGAUCGCCGUUCUCGGUGGCACAGCAGAGGAGAAGCUCGGAAACUUCACCAAGAAAGCUCUGCAAAUCCAGCUCGACAGUUUGCCUGAAGUCCCUUCGCUGGUGGAAGUGGCCUGUCUAUCGAUACAGUUGGACAACAGUUUCCUUGGUUUUGUGAAGGAGCGGAUCGCCACGCACGCAGCCGUAGCCUCGCGGGCUCCCGUCCAGAUCGAGGAGCUGACCGAGCGGCCCGGAGGGAUCCUUGUGCGAUGGUGCAAGGACGACGAUGACUUUGUGCCUCAGGAGUAUCGCUUGCAGCUCUGCAAGAACAGCGCCGGCCACUUCGAGGAUGCCUACUCCGGAGCCGACACCGAGUUUGUCGUAUUACACGUCGACCCCAACGUCUGCUACAACUUCCGUGUGUGUGCCCGUGGCGAGGGCCGCAGGGAGUGGAGCCCCUGGAGUGUGCCGCAGGCUGCCAUCACCACACUGAGUGCCCACGAGUGGAUCACCGGCUGCGAAGGAUUCAGCCUCAGUAGUCGCAGGGACAUGGCACUCAGGAACAACUCUCCCACCUGUGGUGUGUUGUACUCCAAGGAACCCACCUACACCAGUGGACAAACCCUCACCUUUCGGAUGGAGGCAGCGGGAAUGCCGGACAAACGGGACAGUAUCGGAGUGUGCGUCGAGGCGCAGAACGGGUGUGACUCCCUGCAGCGGGACAAGGCCGUUUGCAUCAGCCCCAACGGGGCCGUGUUUGUAGAUGGCAAAGAAAUGACCAACCAACUACCGUGUGUUUCGACUGGCUCCUCCGUUACCUUCGACAUGGAUGUGGUUAACUUUGGCUCAACCUUCAACGAUGCCUCUUGUUUCAAACUUCGAGUGAUCAUUAGCUCGGGAAAUCGGGAGGUGGUGUUUGACUGGCUGCUCGACCAGCCCUGUGAAGCUCUGUACUUUGGUUGCUCCUUUGUCUAUCCUGGUUGGAAAGUGCUGGUAUUUUAAAGGGCUAGGGCACGUCAUCAUUUGUAUGUGUCCGUCAGCACUUGGGGGCUGGAUACUCAACCAGAGCAAGAACUUGGGAGUCUCUCAGUAAAGAACAGCCCUCCUAUUCUAGCAGUGACCUCCAGUUGGAAAAGCCUGGAGCCAUUGAAUGUUCAUUUUGUGGAUGAAGGGAAAGAAGCAAUUUUGACAUCUUUCCAAGCUUUUAAAAAAAAAAAUAUAUAUAUAUAGUAAGCUAAGUGAAAGUGCCUUAAUUUUUAUCGUGAAAAUGAUAAUGAAAGUUUUAUAUUUAAACAAGUUUUCCAGGUGGAUACUGGACUCCGCGGAAUGUUGUAUUAUGUCUGAAAUGUGCGUUUAUUCAGCAAAAAUGAAUUUUUGCAGUUUUAAAAAAAAUGUGUGGCUGUGGACUGUUGCCAAGGUAACAUUUGUAUUUUAAACGUUAUCAGCACCAGCCUGAAGAGUGGUUCCUAGCCCGCACUGUCCUCCACAUUGUCAAUUAGCCAAGGAUGAUUUGAAUCGAGAGAAGCUUCAGUAUCUGAAUUGCUCCCCAGUCCAUUAGACUGUUGUCUAGCAUUUGAUGUAAUGGAUUGUCAGUAUGUCGUCUGCUGCCCAGCUAGGAAACAGGCUCAGCUAGAUUCUUAACACGAUCAGUACAAAUGUGAACUGUUUUACAGCCACCCUUACCAAGUUUAUUGGUAACUUUUAUAUCUUUCUUAAAGCCUGAUCCUAAUCCUCAACCUCUUCUCCAUAUGGUAAGUGCAAUUUGAGUGUAUUUUAAAGAUUUUUAAAAAAGCAUUUAUUAUUUU